Penicillium paradoxum is the source of this 453-nucleotide messenger RNA. Its product is annotated as putative GPI anchored protein. The record is from RefSeq and is a predicted model, not a curated record. Gene Ontology annotation, molecular function: structural constituent of cell wall. NCBI's taxonomy places the organism in Eukaryota, Fungi, Ascomycota, Eurotiomycetes, Eurotiales, Aspergillaceae. Gene Ontology annotation, biological process: fungal-type cell wall organization. The transcript is spliced from 3 exons. Gene Ontology annotation, cellular component: fungal-type cell wall. Bases 1 to 453 code for a protein of 150 amino acids.
AUGCGUUUCUCUAUCGCUGCUCUCGCUGCCGGUGCCGUCGGUGCCAUGGCCGGUGUCACCACCGAGACCGUCACUGCCUACACUACCUAUUGCCCCGAGGCGACCUCCAUUGUGCACGGUGAUCACACCUACAGCAUCUCUACUCCUGGCCACAUCACCAUGACCCACGGUCCCUACACCGUGACUCGUCCUCUGCUGAGCUCCAUCGUCACCGAGUGCAAGAGCUGGGCAGCACCCAUCUCAUCCCCGUCCCCAGCGCCCCUACCUCCACCCCUCUGGUCCCCAGCGCCCCCCACCUCCACCGGUGUUCACGGCGUUCCUGGCGCUCCCAGCGCUCCCCCCAGCGCAGCCACCCCCUCCCAGCCCGCCUUCAACGCCGGUGCCAUCAACGCCGCUACCGGCGCUGGUGCCGGUCUGGCUGCCGUCUUCGGUGUCGUUGCCCUCCUGCUGUAA